This is a messenger RNA of Saccharomycodes ludwigii, 409 nucleotides long. RefSeq names its product 40S ribosomal protein eS17 (gene RPS17B). Gene Ontology annotation, cellular component: ribosome. Gene Ontology annotation, biological process: translation. The transcript has a single exon. Lineage: Eukaryota; Fungi; Ascomycota; Saccharomycetes; Saccharomycodales; Saccharomycodaceae. Gene Ontology annotation, molecular function: structural constituent of ribosome. The annotation marks the transcript as partial. The record is from RefSeq and is a predicted model, not a curated record.
GGGUAGAGUUAGAACAAAGACCGUCAAGCGUGCUUCUAAAGCUUUGAUUGAAAAAUAUUAUCCAAAAUUGACUUUGGAUUUUCAAACUAACAAAAGAUUGUGUGAUGAAAUUGCCGCCAUCCAAUCUAAAAGAUUAAGAAACAAGAUUGCUGGUUACACUACCCAUUUGAUGAAAAGAAUCCAAAAGGGUCCAGUUAGAGGUAUUUCUUUCAAGUUGCAAGAAGAAGAACGUGAAAGAAAGGAUCAAUUUGUUCCAGAUGUUUCUGCUUUAGACUUGUCCCACUCCAACGGUGUUUUGAAUGUUGACAAACAAACCGCUGAAAUGGUUAAAUCUUUAGGUUUGAAAUUGCCAUUAUCUGUUUCUGAGGUUUCUUCUGUUAGAGACAGACGUUUUAGAAGAAGAAACUAA